Coregonus sp. 'balchen' is the source of this 9777-nucleotide messenger RNA. Lineage: Eukaryota; Metazoa; Chordata; Actinopteri; Salmoniformes; Salmonidae. The record is from the annotation of a GenBank genome assembly.
GAAAUGCCCUAGUUUGCAGCACAGUUCAUACCUUCUCUCCCUUAGUGGCCCUUUAUCAUCAGCCCCUGUCUGAGGUCCAAGUCGCUGUAUUUGUUUAGAUCAUAAUUCGCUGCCUUUCAGUGGUGCCCCAAGACUUGUGAAGUGAAUAUUGACACCCAUCACCACCACCACGCUGGUCCUUAGGCUACUGGAAAUACUAAGUGCCACAGUUCAUCAGAUACUUAUUACUGUAUACUUAUUACUGCCACACCAUUUUGUGGUUUGUCGGUCUCUAAUGUCUUGAAAAGGUCACCCAGGUAAUUGUGUGUAGGCUAAUUAUUUAAUUCCAAUGGUGCACAAUCACAUGAUAUCAGAGCUGGAUUAUUCCUGUCUUUCUCUGCCGCAGAUCUUUGACGAGGUGGAGAAGCGGCGCCAGAUCUCCAUGGCGAUGAUCUACCCGUUCAUGCAAAGCCUCAGGGAGGCGCCGUUCCCUGCCCCAGGCAACACAGUCAAGAUCAAGAGCUUCAUCCCUGACAAAGGCACUGAGGUUAGCACCCUGACGUGUCCGAUGUAACCACAUGGCUAAAUUGGCAUAGCACAAUGACAUGCUGUUCCUUGAGACCUGGGUCAUAUUCAUUUGGGAACACUGUAUCAAAACAUUAGGAUUGGAAUAAUUGGUUGUAAUGAAAACCAGCAUACACAGUUCCAAGAGUUGAGAAACAUCCACGUUGAUAGCUGUAGCGGUCGGUGUCGUUUAAGAUGAGGGAGGACGAUUAUUUUUAUUAUGAGCAUGGCCUUAUUUCUAUUACAGCAUAUUGGAUGACUGUCAUUCAUAUUGCAUUCACCCAGUUCAAUGUAACAUCGAUAGGUUUAGGCUACUACAUGAUACUUGAAUUUUCCCUAUACCCAUCAUGAGGUUGCUACAACCUAGCCUAUGAAUUGAACGUUUACAACGUAGGUGCACACAGGUCCAGAGAAAAAUUGGAGGUGACCGACAAUGACACGUGGACAGACAGUGACAUUCAAUACCGCCUUGCACACUCUUGCUUGCAUCUAUCUGAUCUAGGGUGUAAUCAUUAGUCCAACAGUUGCAAACGAGAGUUUCUAUUGGACAAAUUCAGGUAUGUUUAUCCCCGUUUCAUUCCGUUUGCUUACGUUUAAGAAACGUUUUAACAGAAUCAAAAGAAUGAAUACACCCCUGAUCACACGUAAACACAGUUCACUUUCAUAGCACCAUGGUGCUACCCUACAGAGUGCUGUUGAGGCUACUGUGGACCUUCAUUGCAAAACAGUGUGUUUUAAUCAAUUAUUUGGUGACGUGAAUAUAUUUAGUAUAGUUUUAUCUAAAAAGGAUAACUUUUCACUAUUUUUAUGAAAUUCACUGAGGAUGUUCCCCACAAUGACAGGUAAAAAAACAAAAACAACACCUUGACAGGUGAAAAGCAAUAUGGUAGAAACCUACCCAGGCCCUGUCACUAAUGUGAUCAUCCAGGCCAGGAGAAGAGAAUGGGCUGGGUGUAUUCAGUAGGAACCAAACGGAAGCAAACUGAAGCCAACAAAACGGGAAGGGUCCUACGGUCCUACCAAAAAUGAUUGUUUCCGUUGCAAAAAGUAAAAUGUUUUUCUAUGGUGUAUGACUAACAAAUACACCCCUGGGUGAAGGGUACUCACCUUCCAAGCUACAGAAAGUAACGAUAAACACACAAUAAGCACACAGCUAGAGAGGAAGGGAGCUGGGAGUCAUUAAAGGAAGGAGACAACACUAACAAGAUGCACAAAGCUAGUUGGACAUAAAGAGCCCAAGACAAGGAACACACACAGCUAGAGAAAAGGAGACACAAUGCCAUCAGUUGAAGAUGCAUUUACUAAAAUGAAAAGGAAACAUCCUAUUUUCCUGGAAUAAUGCUGAUGACACACACAGCCAACAUGAAAAGAGGAACAUCAAUGCUACAGUGGGGAAAAAAAGUAUUUAGUCAGCCACCAAUUGUGCAAGUUCUCCCACUUAAAAAGAUGAGAGGCCUGUAAUUGUCAUCAUAGGUACACGUCAACUAUGACAGACAAAAUGAGAAAAAAAUUCCAGAAAAUCACAUUGUAGGAUUUUUAAUGAAUGUAUUUGCAAAUUAUGGUGGAAAAUAAGUAUUUGGUCAAUAACAAAAGUGUCUCAAUACUUUGUAAUAUACCCUUUGUUGGCAAUGACACAGGUCAAACGUUUUCUGUAAGUCUUCACAAGGUUUUCACACACUGUUGCUGGUAUUUUGGCCCAUUCCUCCAUGCAGAUCUCCUCUAGAGCAGUGAUGUUUUGGGGCUGUCGCUGGGCAACACGGACUUUCAACUCCCUCCAAAUAUUUUCUAUGGGGUUGAGAUCUGGAAACUGGCUAGGCCACUCCAGGACCUUGAAAUGCUUCUUACGAAGCCACUCCUUCGUUGCCCGGGCGGUGUGUUUGGGAUCAUUGUCAUGCUGAAAGACCCAGCCACGUUUCAUCUUCAAUGCCCUUGCUGAUGGAAGGAGGUUUUCACUCAAAAUCUCACGAUACAUGGCCCCAUUCAUUCUUUCCUUUACACGGAUCAGUCGUACUGGUCCCUUUGCAGAAAAACAGCCCCAAAGCAUGAUGUUUCCACCCCCAUGCUUCACAGUAGGUAUGGUGUUCUUUGGAUGCAACUCAGCAUUCUUUGUCCUCCAAACACGACGAGUUGAGUUUUUACCAAAAAGUUCUAUUUUGGUUUCAUCUGACCAUAUGACAUUCUCCCAAUCCUCUUCUGGAUCAUCCAAAUGCACUCUAGCAAACUUCAGACGGGCCUGGACAUGUACUGGCUUAAGCAGGGGGACACGUCUGGCACUGCAGGAUUUGAGUCCCUGGCGGCGUAGUGUGUUACUGAUGGUAGGCUUUGUUACUUUGGUCCCAGCUCUCUGCAGGUCAUUCACUAGGUCCCCCCGUGUGGUUCUGGGAUUUUUUCUCACCGUUCUUGUGAUCAUUUUGAUCCCCACGGGGUGAGAUCUUGCGUGGAGCCCCAGAUCGAGGGAGAUUAUCAGUGGUCUUGUAUGUCUUCCAUUUCCUAAUAAUUGCUCCCACAGUUGAUUUCUUCAAACCAAGUUGCUUACCUAUUGCAGAUUCAGUCUUCCCAGCCUGGUGCAGGUCUACAAUUUUGUUUCUGGUGUCCUUUGACAGCUCUUUGGUCUUGGCCAUAGUGGAGUUUGGAGUGUGACUGUUUGAGGUUGUGGACAGGUGUCUUUUAUACUGAUAACAAGUUCAAACAGGUGCCAUUAAUACAGGUAACGAGUGGAGGACAGAGGAGCCUCUUAAAGAAGAAGUUACAGGUCUGUGAGAGCCAGAAAUCGUGCUUGUUUGUAGGUGACCAAAUACUUAUUUUCCACCAUAAUUUGCAAAUAAAUUCAUUAAAAAUCCUACAAUGUGAUUUUCUGGAAUUUUUUUCUCAAUUUGUCUGUCAUAGUUGACGUGUACCUAUGAUGAAAAUUACAGGCCUCUCUCAUCUUUUUAAGUGGGAGAACUUGCACAAUUGGUGGCUGACUAAAUACUUUUUUUCCCCACUGUAAGCCUGCAAGACAAAAGCGUCUUCAUAGAGCAGGGUUCCCCAACUUUGGGUUUUCACUUGAGAUUAUUUAUAGUGGUGAAUGUCAUCCCCAUUAUCUGUCUGUCUGUCUCUCAUGCUGCAAGAGCUCUGAUAGGUUGGAGGACGUCCUCCGGAAGUUUUCAUAAUUGCACACACACACACACUGCACUGAAAUAGGAGAGGUAUUACUGAGGUGAGAUGUUCCAAUCCUAUCCUGCAACAGGCCCUUUGUUUCACAGUUAACCCCCACACACACUAUUUGUUUAGUGGUUGCUGUAUAUUAUCUGUACGUUUAGGUCUGAUUACUUUAGUAAACUGCUAUAUAUUUUAGCAAGCACACUCAUGAAAAACUUAGGCUGAACCAUGCCUCUGAAAAAUAAACUGUGCCUCAAACUCGGCCGGGACAUACUUUCAAUGGUGCUAUCCCACUUCUGAUACCGUUGUAGUUCAUUAGGGUGCUAUGCCGACCGGGACUCAAACCCUGGUCCCUGUGACUGCCAUUCCAAAACCUUAGCCAUUAUACCAAGAGUUAAGCCAACCUUAUUAAGAGGCUAAAAUCUCAUUUUUCCCCCUGCUAGCUUGCCUUAAUUUUCAAAACAUUUUUAUCCGUUAGUAAAUCAACUUUGUAUUGCUUUAGUGUAUAUAACAACUUGGUGACGGUGGUAACAUUUACUGUACAUAACAUGUUUUUGACAUGGUGGUGACAUAUACAUAACAUCUUGGUCACAGUGGUGACGUGUAGAUAAGAGUUGACACUCUCCCAUCCAGAUCAUCAGUCUGACGCGGCCGUUGGACUCGUGGCUAGAGCACGUGGACUUCCGCACACUCUUCCGCUGCUUGACCGACGAGGAGGUUCUGCUCGUGUUCGCUGCUGCCGUUAUGGAGCGACGCAUCGUCUUCAUAGCCGAGGAGCUCAGGUACUGCACACACACACACACACUAUUACUUACUACUCAAAUCAACAUAGUCGUCUGAAACGCAUGCAUCAACUCUGUCAAUGGGCACUUAUUAUAAAAACAUCAUUGCAUAUCAAUAUGAAACAAGAUGUUCCUUACACGUUGAGGACCACUCAGAAAUAAAAACCCAAAAUCACAUAAGGAUAAGCUUCAAGGGGGUAUCAAAAGUUAAUUGUUCACACAGUUACACACAUUCCAGGAGUUGGAACCGAAAUUAUUUUUCAAUCGUUUAAUUUUGAACAGAACCUCUAUUUUUGUCGUUCCGACCAGCAAAAUAAAGUUCUGAACCGGUUCAAACCCCCAAACAGUACCGGUUUAUAUAAUUCCUUUGUUAACCUGUGAUAUAUACACUAACGUUGAAAAGUUUGGGGUCCCUUAGAAAUGUCCUUGUUUUCGAAAGAAAAUCAAUUUUUUGGUCCAUUAAAAUAACAUCAAAUUGAUCAGAAAUACAGUGUAGACGUUGUUAAUGUUGGAAAUGGCUAUUGUAGCUGGAAAUGGCUGAUAAAAAAAAAAAAAGGAAUAUCUACAUAGGCGUACAGAGGCCCAUUAUCAGCAACCAUCAGUCCUGUGUUCCAAUGGCACGUUGUGUUUGCUAAUCCAAGUUUAUCAUUUUAAAAGGCUAAUUGAUCAUUAGAAAACCCUUUUGCAAUUAUGUUAGCACAGCUGAAAACUGUUGUGCUGAUUAAAGAAGGAAUAAAACUGGCCUUCUUGAGACUAGUUGAGUAUCUGGAGCAUCAGCAAUUGUGGGUUCGAUUACAGGCUCAAAAUGGCCAGAAACAAAUAACUUUCUUCUGAAACUCGUCAGUCUAUUCUUGUUCUGAGAAAUGAAGGCUAUUCUAUGCGAGAAAUUGCCAAGAAACUGAAGAUCUCUUACAACGCUGUGUACUACUCCCUUCUCAGAACAGCGCAAACUGGCUUUAACCAGAAUAGAAAGAGGAGUGGGAGGCCCCGGUGCAAAACUGAGGUCCUCAACAGGUCCUCAACUGGCAGCUUCAUUAAAUAGUACCCGCAAAACACCAGUCUCAACGUUAACAGUGAAGAGGCGACUCCGGGAUGCUGACCUUCUAGGCAGAGUUGCAAAGAAAAAGCCAUAUCUCAGACUGGCCAAUAAAAAUAAAAGAUUAAGAUGGGCAGUCUAAGACAUUUCUAAGUGACCCCAAACUUUUGAACGGUAGUGUGUAUAUAUUUUUUACAUUUAGCUCAUUCAAUUACUUCAGCAAUCAGUGCGGAUAGAGCAGGCAAGCUAGUUGUUUACAUGCGUGAUGGACAAAGUGUAGCCUAUGGCGCAAGGAGGCUUGAAGCUCUGGGAAUCUUGUUAUGACAUGCAUUAUCUGAAUUAGGUACACUGAAUUAUACAUAGGAGGGAGCGGCUUUUAUGGAAGAACUUUGAAUGACCUUUGAGCUAGCUAUCUAACAAGCGUGUUUGCAGAGCGGCACCAGAAUUAAAAACACGUCUUACCUUUUUUUUGUGAAUAAAUCCAACGUGAUAACUAGGCCUAUGGUAUCCUUAACUAGCAUUGAAAAAGUUAAACCAUUCUUCUCUAGCUAAUUAAAAAUCUCUCUCCCUAUCUUCUGAAUCAUGCUUGUAAUGUCAGUACAGUAGCCUAAACACGGACAGGCAAAUAUGUUCACCUUGCAGGCGGACACUGGAAUACGUUUCUGAGUGACGAAGUGAGGGCUUUGCAUAGGCGCUUUGCGUUAUUUUGUGGGACUAGAAAAAAAUGCCUGGAACUUAAAAUAACUUUAUUAACCGGUUCUCAUGCUUUUUAAAUAACAGUUCUCUUAAGGAAGAGUAUGGAUCACUUUAGUUUUCAGUUCCGUUACUUCCCACGGGGGGCCAGUAUGAAAAAUGUAUGCACUCACUAAUUGGAUAAGAGCGUCUGCUAAAUGACUCAAAUGUAUAAUGUUGAACCAACCCCUGACAUACACGCUGAAUAAGUGUGACCUCUGACUCUCUCUCUCUCCUUAGCACACUGUCCCAGGUGAUCCACGCCGUGGCCGCCCUGCUCUACCCCUUCACCUGGCAGCACACCUUCAUCUCCAUCGUCCCCGAGAUCCUCAUUGACGUGGUCAUGGCACCCACCCCCUACCUGCUGGGAGUGCAGAAGCGGCUCCUGGAACAGGUCACGGACCAGAGCGACGUGAGUCACCCCCACCAAAGAAACUCUGAUGAUGUUACAGCAAUGUUGGCUUCGACACACAGGCUUCACUCACGUUAAUUCCUGAAAGCCUGGGGAAGUUGUUGGCAGGAAGACUCUCUAAAAAGGGGUGGAGUACGGUAGCAUCUAGAUUAACUCUAAUGAUGAAUUGCCACUUCUCAAACCAAUCACAUAUUUUUGCAUGGGUUGAGCUCCAAACAGAGGUGGUUUCUGAACAUUUUACUGACUUGCAACAAGAUGCCUAACAUAAGAUACAAAAAACCAAAGCAACAGUAAACAUGUCAUUCCCUACGAAUGAUGCAGCGCCCCCCUUAGGCCAAUUGAGUUAUCGCGUGUGACUAACACAUUUCAGUUCAUUACUAUAGCUCCUACCUUAAGCCAAUCAGUGUAAUUUUGUCAAUGCCGGAUUUCUAUGGCAACACGCAUCAUUCACCCAAGUUUCGUCAGAAUCGGCCCAGUGCUGUCUGUGCAUGUGACUAAGGUACGAACAAAUGGGCGGAGACAGAUCCACAGUCCCCUCCACGAUUUCAUCGUGGGGGACAAUAACACUACAUAGGCUACUAAAACGUUGUCCGAGAUGGUAGGAAAAGAGGCACGGACAAAACAAUAAAAAGUUAAAUGCCUUUGCUGAGGGGAUAUGGCAUGUCUUCUCGGAGCCAAUCAAAUGCGAGUGUUAACAGCCAGCCAUUAAAACACAAAAAUCCAAUACUGAAGUUUUCCCGACUUUCAAUAGUUACGUCAACGAGACGAGAUUUGGAAGGAUGGCCCUGUGAUUAGAUUUUUGAUUAGAUUUAUUUUAUUACCUAAACACUUAAAUACAUAAGAAUCAUAACAAAAUACGGCUUUCACCUCGUCACACUACAUAAACAAUACACUUCUUCUCCCCAGGCUUUGAAAAUAAGUAGUGAGACUACAACAAAGUUAUCACAAUACCAGUUAAAUGUCAAACAUUAGAACUAAUGACAUGGGCCCUUUCCAGAAACAACACCUAAACCCCUUGUAUAGAUCUGAAAAGAUUGGAUAGAAGUCUGCUAUCCUAUUUGACUUAAAGCACAGGAAGGGCCAAGGGGUAGGGGCAAAGGGGUUGUUCCUGGAUCAGACCUUGGCUCUAUCUGAAUGUAUCUUUCCUUGAUUCCUCGCCUCCUUCACAAUGUAUUGGAGGAGAUGGUCCAAGGUCCCUAGCCUCGGACCUCCUCCAAUGCAUUUUGAGAAGGAGGCGAGGAAUCAAGGAAAGAUUAAUUGAGAAAGAGCCCCUGAAUGACUGGAUGGGAAGUUUGUGAGUCUUGGUAGUAAUAGUGAUGGAUUGGUGUUGGAAUACUGAUUUGUAGGGUCUGUUUUCCCCAACACAGCUGCUUGUUGUGGACUUGUCAGAGGAUAAGGAGGACACUUUCCUAGUUCGAGUAAGUGACUGAAAUAUGUCCUAAGUUUACCUUUUUUUCCCUCUUUUUUUAAAUCACAUUUACUCACAUAUAUGCAUUGUAUGCUCUUUUGAAUUGAAAUUCCGUUUAUUAUGUGUACUGUUUUGCACUUAAUACUAUGGGAGAAAUGGGAAUUUUGCUUUGUCAGACCAUUAAAUAUUCUGUUUUAUAGAGCGGAGAUGAGAAGUCUAUUCUGCCCCCUAAGCUCCAAGAUGAAAUACUGCAGGCACUAAGAAAUAGGAAAGAAAAAGCCAGUGAGUAUAUUUUGAUAUCAGCCUUUGCAACAAAUGCCUGAACAAAUGUGAAACGGGAAACCGCUUUAUUUCACAAUUGGAAAAUAGGUUUUCCGUCAGAUGUUUUUGCAAGAGGCAAGUGUUGCAUGGGGUAUUUUAUUUAUUUAUUUCAGAUUGUAUUGCUAUUUUUUCACCUACAGUACCGCAUCAGGUGUGCAGAUGGCCAUACUUUGAUGAAUACAUAAUUUUAAUUAACUGUAACCAUUAAAUAUAGAUUGUUUAUACUCUCUUUGAUACUUUCAAAGUAAUGUGAGGUUUAGGAAAAUUAUCAUGUCAUCAUAAGAUACUGGUUGUUCGCACACAAGGUGAAAGGUCAACGUGAUGCCUUACUAUGGUACUAUAGAUCCAGAGUGUUAUGGCUCACGAGCACAGCCAAAUAACACCUCGGUCGGAGCCACCUGGACUGUGGCUAAACGUGUGUGUGUACCAUUUCCCACGCAGCUGUGGAGGAGCUGAACAGGGUGGUCUCGGAAGCCUUCCUGCCCUUCUUUGUGAAGACUGUCGGCCAUUUUGCCUCAUACGUGACGCGGAAAGGAAGCGGGCAGCCGGGGGUGUUUCAGAGCAAGGCCUUCUACAAGGCCAUUGAGUCCAAGACCACGCGGCACUUUGUCAAGAAGUUCCUCCAGACCCAGAUGUUUGACCUGUUUAUCCAGGAGAUGGAGCAGCAGCCAGCAAGCCUCCAGCAAGGUGAGAAGGCCCUCUCGCCUCUGGGGCCCCCUAGUGUGUGUGCAAGAGAGAGAGCUUUAAUACAUACUUGCAUAACAUGAGUAUUUGAAAGCUAUAUAAAAUGUUAGAAAAUAUAUCUAAAGUUUAACAUGGGAAUGAAGCUGGGUUGUUCUUCUGGGAUAACAUGCCUCUUGUUCGCUUAUCAUUAAUUUACUCAUUUAUCAUCACCCCCUUGUUUUUUUCAGGAAUUUUCCACAAAAAGAUUGUUGAAUACCAGGAAAAGAAGAAAAGAGAGAAGGCAAAGAAGAAAUAGUAUCUUGUGAAUACACUGUAAACGAGGCUAUGAUAUAGAGUAGAAGGGAUUUACUGUAGAUGUGUGAUAAUAAAAUAGAUUUUUACAGAUGUACAUAUUGGAAGUGAAUAAUUUGUAUUUAUAGUUUAUGUAUGAGGUUGUGGGUAUGUUUAAUGUGCUGCUACUGUAUAUGACAGAUGGUUGACAAGACUACUGGUUAGAUGUUUUGUCAGAAUGAGUGUUAGGUUCAGAUGGUGACAGAUUUUUGAACCCAUGAUUUAGCAGAAAACAAUUCUAAUAAACUUUGAACUUUUACUCCUACUUUCCUGGUUCAAGAAAGCUGUUGCCCAAUAAGUGUGUGUGCACAAGAGGUCACAGACAGGGAAAGAUUGCCAUCAGCUAUGUUGACAAGUCAUAUUAACAACAGAUUUAUUUGUAGAAAAG